AAACCCUAACCCUAAGAAGCCAGCUCAGCGCAACCUUCCUUUUUUUUCUUUAGGGAAUUAAUUGCUGAGGCUUCCUUCCGUGCAUCCGCAAACCUUUAGGGAAUUUGACGUUACCUGUAAAUCGAUAUAGAUUUGUCCUCGAAGCAAUCUGCUUUCCAUCCUCAAUUCGGAGGUUAUCGAUCUGGACUGGUGAGGCUCCUGCGGGCCUUUUGGUUUUGAGGGUUUUGGGACAAGAAUUGUUGGAUCUUGGAGUUGUCAUGGUUGUGGGUGAUGGAAGGGAGCGUUAGAGGUGGAAUUGGAAAUGCGGGCUCGAGCGAAAGCCGGCCGCCGAACCCCCUUGCUGGAGCUAACCGGCAGUGCUUUGCUGGCGUUAACGCUGGCCACACGCCCAUCAGUGGGACGCUCGUUCGUCACACAUCCCUCAAACAAAUUUCAAGCAUUCCUAUUGAGCCGGAAGUUAGUGGGAAAAAAUGUGAGAAAGAGUAUAUACCUAUUGUGCGCUCCGGUGCCUAUGUUGAUAUUGGAUUUCGGCAGAACAUGGAAGAUACAUAUGUUUGUUGUGAUAACGUCACUGAUGAAUAUUGCCUUAAGAAUACUGGAGAUGGACCCAAUGCAUUUUAUGGGGUAUUUGACGGGCAUGGUGGAAAGCAUGCUGCUGAAUUUGUUUGCAGUAAUUUGCUAAGGUUUAUCAUGGAGGAUGAGGAUUUUCCAAAACAUAUUGAAAAAGUGAUUACUUCUGCAUUUUUGCAUGCAGACACUGCAUUUGCAGAGGCUUGCAGCGUCGAUUCUGCUCUUGCAUCUGGUACGACUGCUUUGGCAGCACUUAUUGUUGGCAGGUCAGGCUCCCUUCCUCUUGCUAGAGAUGAUAGAAUUGCCAGCCUUCACUUUGUAGACUUUAUUUUUUUGCCGGUAUUAUCUUCUUAGUAGUUAUGAUUUCCA
Dendrobium catenatum is the source of this 939-nucleotide messenger RNA. RefSeq names its product probable protein phosphatase 2C 22. NCBI's taxonomy places the organism in Eukaryota, Viridiplantae, Streptophyta, Magnoliopsida, Asparagales, Orchidaceae. Gene Ontology annotation, biological process: protein dephosphorylation. Bases 271 to 924 code for a protein of 217 amino acids. Gene Ontology annotation, molecular function: protein serine/threonine phosphatase activity; cation binding. The record is from RefSeq and is a predicted model, not a curated record. The transcript is spliced from 3 exons.